Haliotis rufescens (red abalone) is the source of this 8945-nucleotide messenger RNA. RefSeq names its product myotubularin-related protein 3-like. The coding region runs from base 288 to 3752 and encodes 1154 amino acids. Lineage: Eukaryota; Metazoa; Mollusca; Gastropoda; Lepetellida; Haliotidae. The record is from RefSeq and is a predicted model, not a curated record. Gene Ontology annotation, biological process: dephosphorylation; regulation of autophagy. The transcript is spliced from 17 exons. Gene Ontology annotation, molecular function: protein phosphatase binding; metal ion binding; phosphatidylinositol-3,5-bisphosphate 3-phosphatase activity.
CUAGUGUCGGGGAUACGUACACACGGGGUUUGUCACCGAGAUUGUUUCCGUCAGACCCGGGAACUGACUCGGUGCACGAACACAGGUACCUAAUAACACACUCAAACUGCAUCACGCAGCAGUUUACCUGUGGCGUAAUGACAGGUAUGCUGUGUAGAUGUGUAUUGCCGCGGUUGCCACCUUAUGCAAAUGUGACAUUGAAUCAACAGUGUGCAUACCUGUGCUUGCAGGGGACAGGUGCGCGGCGUUCUGGCGGAAGUAGCUAGUUACCCUUACCUGGUGGAGAUAUGCUGAGGACAUUCACAGAGAGACUAAGUGGGGGCCUGUCGGAGAGCUUCUCCAGCACCAUGGGCACCGAGGAGCCUCACAGCCUGGAGUGCAUCCACAAGUCGGAGCUGUUUCCCAAGAAAUCCAUCGUGUUGGAAGAUGACACGCUGCAGGUGCCCUUUCCUACCAUGAAUGGAGAGUAUGUGACAUAUUUGGGCAGGACUUCAGACGGUGUCAUAGCAUUAUCUAAUUUCCGGCUGUUUGUGCGGCAGAAGAACGUAUUUGUGAAUGUGCCGCUUGGAUUAAUUGACACUGUGGACACAAGAGAGAUCUUCUACCUUACUGUCUACUGUAAAGAUGCUACUACAGUCAGGUGUGCAUUCUCCACCAACGAACAGUGCCAGCAGUGGUACAAGAGGUUGUUAGAUGCCAUUGCAGCGCCCAAGGAGGUCAAUGACCUAUUUGCCCUCGCAUACCAUGCAUGGAGGGAGAAUGACACACCUACCAGUGACACUGCACCGUCACGGACAGAGUUGGAGGACAACACAAUGGACCAUUACACAUUUGGGAAGGAUGUUGAUAGAAUGCAGUUUGACACCAACCAGAAGAAAGCGUGGAGGAUAUCGCUGAUUAAUGAAAACUUUUGCCUAACUUCCUCCUACUCCAAGUAUCACAUUGUACCAGCAGCGAUCGGAGAUGAAGAAUUGAAAAGUGUGGCCAGCUUCAGGGCUCUCAAGAGGUUUCCAUCAGUUGUUUGGAGGGACCAGAGGAAUGGUGCAGUGUUGGUACGUUGUAGCCAGCCAGAGCUGGGCUGGCUGGGGUGGCGGAACACAGAGGACGAGGUCCUGCUGGGGGCCAUACCCAAAGCCUGUGCUCUGAAUCCAGGGACAGAUGUGAAGAAAACAACCAGCGAUGGGGGAACAGAUGCAGAAGUCCAGACAGCUGUGACUCCCAAGAAAAUGUUGUUGAUUGAUUGUCGCUCUUACGGGGCUGCAUUUGCCAACAGAGCCAAGGGUGGAGGGUGUGAGAGUGCAGACUACUACCCUACCUGUGAGAUUCAGUUCAUGAACCUGGCUAACAUCCACACCAUCAGGAAGAGCUUCAUAGCCCUCCGAACCUUGUGUAGCACGCAUCCUGAUCCAGCUAGCUGGUUGUCAUCUCUGGAGCACACCAAGUGGUUGCAGUACAAUUCCUCACUGCUGAGGGCUGCUACCUUGGUGGUCAAUGCAAUUGACAAGGAGGCUCGUCCAGUGCUUGUCCACUGCUCAGAUGGCUGGGAUAGGACACCGCAGAUUGUGUCCUUGGCUGAAGUUCUCCUUGACCCUCACUACAGGACAAUAAAGGGCUUCCAUGCUUUAAUAGAACGAGAAUGGCUGGAUUUCGGUCACAAGUUUGCCGAUCGCUGUGGCCAUUCCACUGACUGUGAUGACCCAAAUGAACGAUCACCGAUCUUCUUACAGUGGCUUGAUUGUGUCUUUCAAGUAUACAGAAAAUUUCCAUGUGCUUUCGAGUUCAAUGAAGCUUUCCUGGUAAAGCUGGUUCAACAUACUUAUUCCCGCUUAUUUGGAACAUUCCUGUGCAACAAUGCCCGCGAACGGCAAGUCAACAAGAUCUCGGAGAAAACAGAGUCUGUAUGGACACUCUUACUCAACAACGACAAGUUCGUCAAUCUGCUCUACAAUCCUAAUUCGGACCCACAUGUUCUGUAUCCCGACUAUGGAAUGCAUCAACUAGAAUUGUGGAAAUCGAUCUAUCUGUCCAAGAACUCCUUGGAGACGAGUCCUGACAUACUUGACGAGUGUUUGAAGACAAGCGACAGUGAUAUCACACCAGACCAGGAAGCCCCAGGACUUCAGAAAACACGAUCCUGUGAGAGCCUCAACAAAUUAGGGGAGCAUCCAAGUAUUCCCGGGCGCAGGAUGAGUGAUCCGAACAUCAUCCAUGGAUCACCCGAUACAGCAAUGCUUCUUGCAAAAGAAGUAGAUUCAAGUCAUGGGACAGGAAAUGAAAAAGAUGAAUCCGAUGAAGACGAGACUGUGAUGGAGAACGGCCAUGAUGAAAUGGAUCUUAUCCAGAAUGGUAUUGUAGAGAAUGGGCUUUCAGAUGGAGUAGAAUCUGAUGGGUUAUGUGAUAAUGAAAGCGAGACUUCUGAUUCUGAUAUAGAGCGGUGCGUGGAAGAGACUGGUGUUCCAAUCAGUCAGGAUAAUACAGAGGAAGAAAGCAGUGAAAGUACAUUACAAAAUGGUCUUGUUAACGGCCAUAUCAGUGAAGAGGAAGUCAGUGAGGACGCUCUGAACUGCAAUGACCUUCCUGUUGACUCUGAAGGUCACAAUAACGACAGACAACCAACCCAAAGAGGAACAAUUGAUAUCAUGAGUAAAAAAUUGUCUGAACGGACUUUGAGAUCGGUUGAAAGUUCAACUGAUACGAUAACUGAUUUGAGUGAUAAUGGGGAGCGGAAACAAAGUCAUGGUACUGUGAAUGGCUAUGCAAACAAUUGCCAUGAGGGUGUCGAUGAGGAUGUGAAUGGGGUAGCAGAUGAAGAGGAGGCUGCAUCGAAGGAUUACCUGAAACAUCAGAACACAAGUAUUAGCACCAGUACAACAGAUAUCAGUGACUCUAAUGUACAUAGCGCUUUCGGAGAAAAGCGCUCGAUUAGCCGAGAUUUGAGACAGUUGUCUCACUGUAUCCCAAUGCGUCUCAACUGCAAUAAUGUUAUGUGCUCACGGCAAGACAAGACAAGUGCAAGUCCAUCCCCUUCAACGUCUCCAUUCCCCACACCUGUCAGUUCCAGAACGCCAAACUCAACAUGUCCGCCCACACCAGGCACCGGGGAUGGCAAGAUGUCCGAGUCCCCUCUCAGCCGCCAUUACAAUGGUUUAGGGCGGCACUUGGACAAAGACGGCCUAACAACUUUUGUGGACCCUGUCCAACAGCGUAUGUACCAGUUGGAGUCUGAGUACAAGCGCAGGGUCCAGAUUCUCGAGAUACAGUUGGCUGCCGCUCGCAAAAUCCUACAGCAGAAUGGCUGCAGUAAUGGGAAUGGCAGGACAUAUCCAGACUACAGAGAUGAUAUCGCAUCUCUGCCCGAGUCUACAGAAGGGGGAGACUUCCACUCUCUGGGGAACGUGAGCAACCCAGCAUCAGACGUGAGCUGGGAGCAGGUGGAUGACGGCGAGUCCAAGAUGACACUGUGGGUGCCGGACCAUGCUGUGACUCACUGUGCUGGCUGCGACUAUGCCUUCAGUCUCGUCAGGAGGAAACACCAUUGCAGGAGCUGUGGUCGCAUCUACUGCAACACGUGCUCAAAUUACUUCUCCCCCGUGCCACGUCAGCACCUAGAGGAGGCCGUGCGUGUCUGUCGCAGCUGCCACAUCAUGUUGCAGCCUGCCAUUGCUGCCGCCAACCUCGCCUCUGCAGGAGCUACCACACACCACAGCUGUCUGACCGAGGACAAGCGCGUUCCCAUCCUCGUACCUGAGUGACAUCCCCGGAGUAGUGGUGAUGCGUGUAUCCACAUAGGGCGGGCUAUGGACAUCAGGAUUCGGUCCUGUUAGGAGAUACCCUCUUUGUUGAAUCUUAUCAAACUGAACUAACAUGGGAACUCUUCUGGGAGCUUUGAAACUUGUCAAGUUGCAAAUAACAAAUAUGACAUGAAUAUUUUUAGUGUUUGUCAGAAACAUUUUUAGAAAGAAAGGGUAUGAGCCACUUAUUCUCUGAGCAAAGAAAAUGUAGAUUUUCAAAAACAUUAACAAGAAUAGAUGUUGCUCUUCAGUGGAGCUACCAAUUGGCUGAUGGUGGAGUACCGUUCCUACUAUAUUAGCCUGAUGUGAGAGACAGUAAGGGCUGUUAGUAUUUCGCAAUCCUCCAUAUAAACACUUCGCUGUAUAUGAUAUCUCACAUCCUUCCCCUACUUCCAAACCAAUGCUGACUCCUCUAAAACAACCCUUUUCUCUGAGAAAAAUAUGAGGCUGUAACAUGAAUGCCAGUGAAAGAUAAUGUUAUGUUGUAUACUUAAAUACAUCUACUGCAUGAUGACUGUCAGAACUGUAGCAUUAUCAGGGCUCAAAUGAUACACUGAAGUCAGAACUUGAUAUGGCACACUGUAUUUGAAAUUUAGCGUUCAAGGCAAGGGGUCCUUGUCAUUAAAAGUUAAGAAUAUGAGGGUCCCUAGAUUUAUUUUCUAUGGGAGCAAACUUCAAGGACAUCAGGACCACACUUUAUAUUGAACACUGAAGAAUACAGAGUACUGAAUCAAGUUUAAUAUUGUGGAGCAAUGGUGAAUCGUUUCGGCCGUAGUCUUUUGAAAUCUGUCUAUCUCUACAGGACCUCAAACCAAGGUUUCUGAAAAAAAAAAAUCCUUUUUCUCAUAACUCGUAGAACUGUAUGGCAAUUACAAGGAAAAGAGAAAUGUAACUUGAAUUUGUUCAUUUUGUAAUCUUCUUGACAAUGACACAGCCUAAGUAAGUGUAUUGACAAUUAUUUUUGAACUGUGGAAGUGUCUUUCCUGUGUAAACAUUGUUUUGUAUCGAUACAAAGGAUGCGAGAUACAAUACUGGACUGAAAUAGCAUUAUGCAUUGUAAUCGACAGACCCAGUAAAUAAUACUCCAGAGUUGUAAACUCAGCAGCUAGUUCAGACAGGGCCUGUUUUGUGUCACAAAUGGAACGAGGUAACAGCUGAAUCUGAUGGUUGGGUUGGUUUCCAUCAGUGUAAUAUACAUCAUUAAGCUGCAGGUAUUGGACAAGGAUAACGAUGACUGGGACAGUGUUGUAGAUGUGGUAUCGCAGUGGACGUAGAGGUUGAGCAAAUGAGGAUGGAAAAUGCCCUCAUCUCAAUUACUGGGGGAAUUCCAACUUUUCAUGUGUUGCUUAGCUUCUGGCCAAAUCACGAAAUAAUCAGGAAAUUUACGAGUGUAUGUGUUGAGAUUACGACUGGUCAGGUUGGAAUGUGAAUGUGUAGUUUAUCUGCGCUUUCCUUUCAUAUAAUGUGAAUGUCAACUCUUAUUGUUCAACAGCUGUUUUUUAAUUGUCAAAUACAUUCAAUUUUAUGUUCGAAAACUCCAUGUAAAAAAUUGACAAAUUUGAACAAAAUUGUUUCUCCCUUAUUGCUGAUCUUCAGUAUACAAUGAUACAGUAAGACUGUGCUACAAUGCUUGAUAUGGGAAAAAUGAUGUGGUGUAAAGAUGCUAGGAUGAAGAGACUUAAUAUCUGAUGUGCAAUUACAUAUCUGUGAUACAGGUUAGCUACAAUGGGAUGCGUGCUUAGAGCAGUUUUGUUUGCUUCAGUAAAACCAGAUUCAUCUUUUCCAUCUAUCAGUUCUUUUGUCUGUAUUGUAUGAAAAUCAAAAUUGAAAUAAACAUAUUUUGGAGAUUCAUUGAACAAUAUUAAAUUAAAAUGAGUAAUGAAUUUUGUAAAGAAAACCUUUGAGAGUGAAUAAAAUAAAAGAAAUCUGUGAUUUCAUGAUGGUGUUUCAGAUGGUGUCUGUGUUUACUGGCCAUGGCGUUUGUAUAUUAGUUUGUGCCUGACUACCGGUCAUUAUGCAAUGUCUGCGUUGGUGCCUGGGGGUGGGGACUCUGGGUGUACAUAUUGGGAUGGUUUGUGGGGGAGACAAAAGACAUAAACAUGCUCAGUUUCACUUCGAACAACCUUGUCUGAACAAGAUUCAGAACAGUUUAUUCUGGCUAACCACUGCAGGAUGUUUAUGAGGGUUACCUCCCUUUGUUUUAUAUCCCUGCCAAAGUGAGAGUGUAUUCUGUUGAACCAAACUGCUUUAAUAUAAUUUAUAUUUGAGUUUCAUUUGUGUUGCUUCUAAAUUCAAGUUAGUGUUCUUUGUGAAACUGGCAAAGUAUUUGUCUUUUUCAUCCCUUUCUACAAAGUUUUUGAUUCUGAAGGCACUGUCCUUGUAUAAAGAAGUAUGGUUUUGAAAGGGUUACCUGGUUUAACAGAUUUUGUUGUUGCUGAAAAUUGUAUUCAGAUUUAAUUCCAUGUACAGACUGUAGAUGCAUCCUCAUUUGUUCCAUUGUGGGGAUUCCAGGACGAGACAAUGAUGAAGUGUGUCACCACUGAGUUAUGUAUAGAUGAUGCUGACACUAUGUGUUACUUACAAUAUUCUUGUGUAUGAAUGCUCUCAGUGUUGAAAGCAAGGACUGUGUGACUACAGUAACAUGAUAAAACAUGGCACCGUCCCCUGCCUAGAAUCCAAGUGAUAAUUUGUCCUCCUCAUAAUCUGUACUUUUAAUUUUGUCAUCUCAGCAAAAAUAACAACAGAUUAACGUUAUUGUUUUUAAUAUUUUGUCUGACGGAGUGCCAGGGGGACUUUUAGACAGUAUACACAAAUAUGGUCUUGAGUAUUAAUUAUUUUGCAUAAUACUACUAUUCAGUUCUGGUAGGAUAAAGAAUAAAAAGUUUGAAUUCUGUCUGAGAUUGCAUAACAUUAUUGAUGAGUUCUUAAAUGUUAUGCAUUGAAUUCAAGUGUAACAUAAUUACAUCUUGAAAACAAUGUUUUGGAAUAAAUAUAUGCUGUUUUGGAUAGUGAAAAGAAGCAACAUCUUGAAUCAUCGGGUGUGGACGAGUGUUGUACGAUGUGCACUGCCUCUCGAAGAACCUUUUACAUGCACAUAUUCAACUAAAAGUUAAUGUCAUUUAUUAUAGGGCAGAUUUGGUUUAUUCAUUUCAAUUUAUUAUUUUUUAAUUUAAUUAGGCAAUAUGCCUAAGUCUGAAUAAAAUAUACAAAACAGUAUCUUGGUGUUCUCACCUUCAAUUUAGGAUAAUAUCAAUCGUCUUGACCACAAAGGACAAACUGAAUUGUUUGAUAAGGUGCUGCAUUUGUGAGCUCUGUUUUUCUGAUGUUUACUGAAAACAAUCUCUCAGUGUAACUGUGAACAUAGCAUUAUCAGCCUUGGACUUUGAUUUUGAUUAAUUACUCUGCUCAUAAACAAUCUGUUCCCCAAUACCCUACUGACAUAUGUAACUACUGGUAAUAUUCAUCAGAGUAAUUGCUAUACCAUACAAAUUAUAUUAAAAGAAAUACUAUCAUAUCAUACAGUAUCCCUACACCAUUACUUCAUGUGUUUAUCAGUUGACAGUCAAGUAUCCUUGGAUAUCUCUUUAAGUGUGAGUUGGUUACAUAUAUAAGUACUGUAUUCUAAAUAUUAAGCACUUUGGGCACAUGCAUUUUGAAAGAUAGUCUCUCCUUACCAUUAUGUUUUUACUGAGUUAUGCUUUCAAAUUCCUUAAUAUUGUUAAAAUCAGACAUUUUAAUCCAAUAUUAUAGCUCUCUGCUUGAAGAUCUGACAACCCCUCCACAGGUUGUCUUGGGUGAACCCUGAGUCAAGUCUGAUAUUUAUAUGAAGGAUGUGCGAGUUCAAGCCAGUUAGAAGUCAGCUUUUUAAAACAGUUAAAAGAAACCCCACACACAACAUUAAUAUUUCAUCAGUGGUACCCCCUUUUUGGUGUAAAUUUCCUUUACUGGGUGUAUAAAAUAUCCACAACCAUAUAUGUUAUGGUGGGUUUGUAUAAAAUAUCCACCACCAUAUGAUAUGUUAUGGAGGGUUUGUCUAAUCUUCAUCAGAGGUAUUGUACAAAUGCUGUUAUUAGUGAAAUUGCAAAAUUCUUCAAUGUUAUAUACCAACAACUUUAUGGACAAAGUAAGAACAAAAGGAAUAUUUAGGUCCAUGAUAAAAGACGCUUGAAAUUAUGUUUUCAAAAUGUUUUACUCAUUAGUAGGUUCUUUGAGCAGAGUGCUUAAUAUGACAAAUACUGUAUUUUUUUCAAAUGUCAGACAAAUAUUUGUUUAAUGUCUGUAAUUGUUAUGAUUUAGUUCUUAUUUAUUUUGUCUCAUCUGGCUUGAGUAAAUUUUCAGUUUAACCCUGAAAUAAGUCAUAGAUAGAUUCAGACUGUUUCUGUUUAUUAUUUUUAUCCGUAAGGCACAUUAAAAAUACUAUCUGUUAUAUAAUUUGACCUUUACGGUCAUCUUUCCGGCAUAUUAUUUGUGCAUUUUUUCUGUGUACACUUUGACAAAAUUAUUUUUCUUGCAUGUUCAGUUGACUCAAGUACAUGUGUACUGAACUGAGAUCCUUUUUUGUCAGUAUCAUCAAUGGAGCAUCAUCAAGACUUGUUGAUGAAAUUUCAUUGUUAAUACUUACAUCAAUAUAAGUCCACUCAUUGGCAUUGUUUUUAUUAUAAGUUUUUUUUAAGUAGAUCAGAGACUUAUUCCCAUGUUAGUUUAACACUGGAAACAGUUCAGUGUAUAGAUUUAUUUAUAGUGUUUGUGGUAUUAGUAAAACAAGAAAUGCAAAUCAAUGGUGUAGGCUACCAAAAAGUCUGAUCGAAAUGGCAAAUUGAAAAACACUUGGAAGGUAUUAGUCCUGUUUUAGAUUUGUAUUCUUCUGUGAAAUAUUCUUUAGGUAUUAAUUUGUGUUUUGAGAUGUGUAUACACCUGCACAACCAGUUGCAUUAAACUUUAUUGAAGUACAAUUAUAUGUUUUAGUUUGGAAUACAGUACAUAUUAAAGCUGAAUAAAUCUUGGUGCAGUGGACAAUUACUGUUUUCCAAGAGAUCCAUUAAGCCAAAUGGUUUACUAAGACAACUUAAAUCACUUGAUAUUUACUGGUAUGAAAUAAUACAUCUCUCUGUUAAUUAAUCUUUCCUGAGAAAUAAAAUGAAUAUGUGGAUUAAA